CAUCUCAGUGAUGAGAGAAGGUCCUUCUUUCUUCUUUUUUCUUCAGGAGUUGACAUGAGAGAAGAGAGGAUUUUUUUUUUUCCUUUUUGUGAUCAAACCACUAGUUCCACCAGCUUCUCCUACUUAGGACAUGAGAAGACCACUGAGGAAGACACUCAUUUAUCUUCCUCCCCCUUGUCUCUUUGCCUGACUGGCUGCUGAGCUGACUGACUGGCUGGAUGCUUGGCUCCCUCUCUCAGAGAACUCUCACUGGCACUUCACUCACACACUACGUGAGCUUCGCUGAGGCUGGGGUGGAGAGAGACAGUCGGGCUGCUCAGGCUUUGGAAAGUGGGAUCUCUGCUAGAUUUCUCUCUCUGUCUGUUUCAGUGGACUAAUAGAUGAGAGCAGAGGAAAUAUCUGGCUCUCUCUCCUCCAGCACUGACCACUGACCAUCACUACUGUGCUGCAUCCAUGACUUUACAUACCUGGCUGGUGUAUGGGCUUGGAUUUAUCUUGGUUUGGGCACUCUGCUUGACACAUGUCAAGGGGUUGCAGUGCUAUGGCUGCAACAUCAUUCAGGGCCAGAGGUACGUGGACGUGGGCUGCUCCAACCCAGAGGUCAUCACCUGCACCCACUCACACAAAGGCUUUAAACACCGUUUCUGCAUCAAGACAGAGAGCACGGCCCUGGGUAUCGUCCUGACCAGUGGUUGUGCCACAUCCAGACACUGCCAGCAACAAGAGCUGCCAGGGGUGCGCAUCCACUGCUGUGACUCAGACCUAUGUAACAGCGCCCCCUCCUGUCAUCCAAGCACACUCCACUACAUUGGUGUAGUGUUUAGCCUCUUGCUGCUGAGGAUGUGGUUGUGAUAUGGAGUCAAUCUGGAGAGGAACAUAAUACCAGUGGACUAUGGGAUAAAUAUUUUGUAUUAGCAACUCUCAUCUCUUCUCUUAUAGCUGCACAUGUUUAGAGCUGAAUGAGAGUUUUACUCAGUAUGGUGUUACUGGUGAGCACGUUGAAAUAGUAGCUUUUGUUAUAUUGUUAGCUUGGACUUAUGCUCAGAACAGUGGCAAAGUAACCCUGUGAAUCUGUUUGAUCAAACUAAUGAUGAAGCUAAAUUGAUGAAGUCAUCAGUGAAUUUAUAAUGCACAUCCACUUACUCAAAUAUUGCUUGAAGUACAGUAUAUGGGAUAUUAUGGGGCAUUUGUUACCACGAACGAAAGAUCUUUGUUAGUCAUAAUGUCAGUUCAUAAAAAGCUUUCAGUAAAGACACCCUGUAUCAGCAAGAUACACAAUGACUUCAAUUUUAUAAAGGCUUACAUCCACUUACUGUAUACAGACAUGAAUCAAUUUUCUGUUAAGGAGUUCAUUAACGUUCUCAAGAUCAAAUCUUUGUGUGCAUUAUGUUCUUUGAAAGUCACAAGCUAUUUACUUUGCAAAAUUAAAGAUAUUUUUUUAGUUUGCUGUCCAGUUCUCCAGGCUAAGCCUGGGAAAGCACACUGCAUGUGGUUCUAUGUAGGAUUGUAAAAAAUAUUGUACAGUGAAAGCAUGUAAUGUUGUGAAUUACUGUAUUAAAAUGUUUCAUAUUUUUCAGAAGAAAAA
This is a messenger RNA of Siniperca chuatsi (mandarin fish), 1585 nucleotides long. RefSeq lists its product as uncharacterized. The coding region runs from base 454 to 852 and encodes 132 amino acids. The transcript is spliced from 3 exons. The record is from RefSeq and is a predicted model, not a curated record. Lineage: Eukaryota; Metazoa; Chordata; Actinopteri; Centrarchiformes; Sinipercidae.